Messenger RNA from Scheffersomyces coipomensis, 2119 nucleotides. RefSeq names its product SCF ubiquitin ligase complex subunit. Gene Ontology annotation, molecular function: guanyl-nucleotide exchange factor activity. NCBI's taxonomy places the organism in Eukaryota, Fungi, Ascomycota, Pichiomycetes, Serinales, Debaryomycetaceae. The transcript has a single exon. The coding region runs from base 249 to 2033 and encodes 594 amino acids. The record is from RefSeq and is a predicted model, not a curated record. Gene Ontology annotation, cellular component: cytoplasm.
UUCAUUAUAGCAAUAUUCCUGUAUACAACUCUAGAGCGGACAUCUUACUUAAUUUGGAAAUUAAACUCAGCCAUGCCAUACUAAUCAUCCAUACCGCUAUUUUGAUCAUAAUCAGUCUAUUUCCUGGAGUAACAUUAAAGUAACAAGAGAUAUGAGGUUUAAAAAUUUCACUUUAUGUUUUUGCCACUUUUAUAAUUAAUUGAUUCAAGAACAAAGUCAGAUUGCAUCAGAUCAAGAACUUACAGAUAAUGGUUUCAAUUCUUGAUUUAGGAGAUGAUAUCCUUACUGAUGGUAUAGCACCAUUCUUAUCAUAUCAAGAUAUAUUUAAUUUUUCAAUCACUUGUCAAGACAUCUAUAAUUUAUAUUUUGAAUCACCUUAUUCAUCCAUCAUUUAUAAGAUCUUAUACGGGAAGAUAUUCAGUAAUAACGAUAAUGAGAAUCAUCAUAUUAAAUUAUUACAAGAUUUCAAUUGGGAACGAUACUUUAAAUUAAGAAUUCGUCAUGAUCAAAAAGUAUAUACUUGGGGAUCCAAUGAUGGUGGAAGAUUGGGAUAUUUAUUAAAAUCGAUUCCUCAAGAUCAUCAAUCUAUACCGCCUGGGAAUUUCCAUUUCCUUCGUGCUUUCGGUGUCCAUACUCCUACUAAUGUGGUUAAUUUCAAUGAUCGGAUUAUCAUUGAUAUCAUUGCUAAUGGAUUUUGUUUUAUUGUAUUGACAAAUAAUGGUCAAUUAUAUCAUACAGGAAGUUCAAUAAGUGCAUUUGGAGCCUCUACUCCUGGUCCUCAUGAUGGAUAUGAUUUUUAUGAACCUCCUUCAACUAUGUAUAUCACCAGGGAUCAGAAUGAUUUAGGUCCAAGGCGGACGUUAUUAACUCAUUUACCCAAUGGUACGAAUCGUUAUGAUCGAGAUAUUGAUCCUGAAACUGAAGUAGAUGUUCCUCAAGGUAGAAGACGAUUACCAUCUAGAUCAUUAAGAUUACCGCCUGAACAAUUACCUCCUAUUGAAGGAAUUGAUGAUAUCCGUCCUGAAGUUAAAGAAUCAGAAUUUAUAACUAAAUUGCAUUUACCACCCUUGAAAGAAUCAAAAUAUAAAAGGAAAAUCAUAAGUAUAAAUUGUGGUAGAAGACAAAUAUUAGCUUUAGAUAAUCAAAAUAAUUUAUAUACUUGGGAUACCGGUACUAAGACUAAUACUGGGAUUCGAUUAAAAUUUCCAGGAUUAGAUAUAACUGAAGAUAAACAUAUUAUUGAAAAAAUCUUUGCAGGAUGGAAUAUUUCAGGGUGUUAUAUUGCUACAAUUGGAUUGAUUAUAUGGUAUAGCAGAGUUCCAUUCACCAAAAGACAAUUUGAACAAGAGGAUUUCACUAGUAAUGCUAAUUAUUUCAUCGUCCCUAAUUCAAAACAUAAUAUUGUUGAUUUUGCGUUAGGUGAAGAUGUAGUUUUAGUUAUCAAGAAAUCCGAUCCUAAGAAAUUAUACAGUGUUAAAUUCAAUGCUCAAGAAAUGUCGAAUAAUGCUCAUCAAAAUGUCCCUAAUUAUAUUCCUAGUGAAGAAAGUUUAGAUGGAUUUAAUCAAUGGUUAAAACAAUAUAAUUACGAUAACGGGAUUCAAUCUACAUUUCUGAAAUUGAAUUGUUGUUUUAGGAAUUUUGUGGUGUUUACGAAUUAUGAUUCUAUAUUAUUAGGUAAUAAAGAUGAUGAAGAUUCGAAAGUUAAAAUCAUUGACGAAUUACAACAUCAAAAUAUUAAAUCGAUUGAAAUUGGAGAUUUUCAUUAUUUAGCGUUAACUACAGAUGGGAAUAUAUUAAGUUGGGGAAAUGAACUGAAGAAUUGUGGAAGUUUAGGAUUAGGUUCAAAAGAGAUAUUAUUAGAACAAAGACCUGAAACUAAUAAUGAAAUAAUUGAUCAUGCAAGAGAUGGAUUCACAGCCCCUAAACCUUUAUUAGUUAAGAAUCCACCAUUUCCAGGUAAAUGGGUUCUGAUAGCGGCAAGUGGAUGGCAUUCAGGAGGGAUUUACGUACCUAUUGAAGAUUUAAACACGUAAUCAAGUUAAUUUACCUCCUAAUAAGAAUACUAGUUUUCUAUUACAUUCUAUCGUAAUCUAUCGUAUAUAGUCAUAACAAUGAUAAA